AUGGGGGGAAACUUCACCAUCCGGUGUCGGCAUCAGCUCUUGGACAAGAGGUUUCUCCUCUACAAGGAUGGAGCUGGGAACUAUACGGCUUACACAGACCCUGCCGGCUCUGAGGCUGAAUUUCCCAUCAUCAGCGCCAGACGGAAACACAGGGGCAGCUACACCUGUCGUUAUAGUGACAGAACAGACCCACCUGCCUACUCGGAGCCCAGCGACCCUGUGAAGAUCAUUGUCAGAGAGCCCAGCUACCCCAAACCCAACAUCUCCCUGAGACCCAGCGGGGGGGUCUCCCUGGGGGGAGCCGUGGCCAUCUGGUGUCGGGGGCAGCACCAGGGCGUGUGGUUCGUACUGAAUAAAGAGCGACGCCAUUUCCCACCUGUGGAUUCGGACGGGUUGGAGGCUGAGUUUCCCAUCAGCAACGUGAGCCGGGAGGACGGUGGGAACUACAGCUGCUUCUAUCACAGCAGAUCGGAGCCGUUCAACGUGUCGUACCCCAGCGACCCCGUGGAGCUGGUGGUGAGAGAUCCCAGCUUACCCAGACCCAACAUCUCCCUGAGCUCCGAGCACACGGGGGAGCUGGCCCAAGACAAGGGCUCCUGGGACGCCGGCUCAGCCCGGGGAAGAGCCGCCAUUGCCUGGGGAAACAACCAGGGAGGGGCACAAGAUCCCACCUGCUCGGGGAACACAGGACCAGGGGGCUCAGAACUGAAGCUGUGCAUCCCCAUCAUCGCCGGGGUGAGCUCGGCAGCCGCCGGCCUCCUCCUCCUCGUGGCCUUCCUCUGCUACAGACGAACCCAAGGAGGGAAAGGACCAGCCCCAAAACAGAGCAGGAAGUCCGAGCCUGCAACCACAGUCUACGCCCUCAGGGGUGAAGGGACGCAGCUGGAUGUCCUGCCCCGGGAGCCCGACCCCAGCGCCGAGGGACUCACCUAUGCCGAGCUGGACCGCCAGGCACUUCAGGCCAAGCGGGGGGGCCCGGCCCCUGCCCCCGAGCCCGUCCUGUACGCCACCAUCAAUGUCAGCUAGGAGCCCCAUGGGCAGAGCCCCUGGGGUGCAGGGGAGCCCCCCACCCAC
Messenger RNA from Mauremys reevesii (Reeves's turtle), 1074 nucleotides. Its product is annotated as leukocyte immunoglobulin-like receptor subfamily A member 6. NCBI's taxonomy places the organism in Eukaryota, Metazoa, Chordata, Testudines, Geoemydidae. The transcript has 11 exons. The coding region runs from base 1 to 1026 and encodes 341 amino acids. The record is from RefSeq and is a predicted model, not a curated record.